This is a messenger RNA of Hypoxylon fragiforme, 2310 nucleotides long. Its product is annotated as acid protease. NCBI's taxonomy places the organism in Eukaryota, Fungi, Ascomycota, Sordariomycetes, Xylariales, Hypoxylaceae. The record is from RefSeq and is a predicted model, not a curated record. The transcript has 2 exons. Gene Ontology annotation, molecular function: aspartic-type endopeptidase activity. The coding region runs from base 563 to 2005 and encodes 480 amino acids. Gene Ontology annotation, biological process: proteolysis.
GAUACUAACUACAUGUAUUAGGUUAUGUAUGUAUCUUCCUUCUUACUCGUCACACUCCAGGUAACUAUCAAACUCACCCCGUUGUGUCUUAUUCACACCACUAUAAGCAGCUGGUUUGCUUUUCCUUUCAGAUAAUAUCUAAUAUCUAGGCAUUAUCAUUAUCAUUAUCCUUAUUAUAUUCCUUUACCAUUGUCACCGAUCUUUUUCUUUCUCCAAUCUUCUUUUGUACUGUCGUAGUUGUCCUCCAGACUUGCAGACAUUUGCACACUUAUCUCCUAGCCCUGGCCGGCCGCGCAUCACUUACGAAUCCCCGUUCCACUAUAGCGUUAUUGGCUUUUUCCUUUUGCCUCCUCUUCCGGAUACGGCGGUAUUAAACAGAGUGCGGUACUUACCUUGACGUUUACUGAUAGAUAUUUACUCUCAAUGUUUGGAUUAUAGCGCCUGGUACUGGUUAUCAUCUGCCUUAGACAGGUGGGAUAGAGUUAUCUCGGCACUUCUCUUCAUAUAUCUAUUAUUCUCUUACCGAUCCCGGCGAAACAUUGCUCACUUCACUUCACACGACAUGAAAACGACAACAGCGGCACUUGCCCUCGUAGCAAGCAUAUUUGCGAUUCCGCUAGGCGCCCGUAAUGUACCAAAUACCGCCAGUAAACCCAAGGUGGUAAGCUUAUCUACACAACGAAAAACCAUAUCAAACCCUGUAAAACGAGACCGGUUACGACGGAGAGAUGCGAUUAAGGCAGAACUAGACAAUGAGGAGACGUUAUAUUUCGUGAAUGGCACGUUAGGGACUCCACCGCAGACUGUACGUAUGCACCUGGAUACAGGUAGCAGCGAUCUGUGGGUAAAUACACCCUCUUCGACACUUUGCUCCCAGACGUCUGAGCCCUGCUCUUUUGCCGGAACGUAUUCGGCCAACUCGUCCUCCACCUAUGGGUAUGUUGGGAGCUGGUUUAAUAUUUCUUAUGUCGAUGGCUCGGGAGCCUCGGGAGAUUAUGUUACCGACACAAUAACCAUCGGGGAAACCUCGCUGAGUGAUUUCCAAUUUGGUGUUGGAUACAAGAGUACCUCGGAGCAAGGCAUUCUUGGAAUCGGUUACUCUACCAAUGAAGUGCAGGUUGGAAGGGCAGGUUUGGAGCCGUACGAAAAUCUUCCGAUGAAGAUGGUCUCGUCCGGACUGACCUCGAGAAAUGCCUACAGCCUGUGGCUAAACGAUUUGGAUGCGAAUUUGGGCAGUAUCCUGUUCGGAGGAGUUGACACGGCGCAAUAUACGGGGAGCCUCCAAACCCUUCCCAUCCAAUCUAACAACGGCGUCUUCUCGGAAUUCAUGAUCACCUUAACUUCCUUAACACUAGGCAAUACAACCAUCGCCAGCGACAAGGCCCUUGCAGUUCUUCUCGAUUCGGGGUCCUCGCUAACCUAUUUACCAAACGACAUGGUGGAGGCGAUCUACGACGAUGUCGAGGCGCAAUACGAUACGAACCAGGCCGCCGCGUACGUACCUUGUUCCCUGCAGGACGAGACGGACACAUUGGACUUUGUGUUCUCGGGCGUGAAGAUCUCAGUCGAGAUGAACGAACUGGUCCUCGACUUGGUGACCGCCAACGGUCGACGACCGACGUUCUCGAAUGGCGUAACAGCCUGUCUCUUCGGCAUUGCGCCCGCCGGUAGUGGGACGAACGUGCUCGGUGACACGUUCCUCCGGUCGGCGUACGUGGUGUACGACAUCGAUAACAAUGAGAUCUCCCUCGCGCAGACCAACUUCAACACCACUGAGUCCAACGUCCAGGAGAUUGCCAGCGGCUCCAGCGUCCCCGACGCCACUGCUGUAUCCAACCCCGUUGCUGCGACUGAGGGCAUCGUGCGAGGCACUAGCACUGGAAACGGCAACGCCGGUCUAGGCGAUGACGAAAGCGCCGCUGCUACCAUAGUCGCGAUAGCUUCCAUUCCGAUGCUAUCCAUGGCCUUGCCGCUUGGCGUUGCGGCGCUUUUGUCGGUAUUGUGAAUAAAGAAGAAAAAGAAAAUAGAAUGAAGUAAAAUAAAAUAAGGCUUGGUUGGGCUCCAGCGACGGGGAAAGAAUUUAUAAAAAAUAAGCACUUUUUUUUGAAGAUUUACAUCUAUUAUACCCACAGUUUUAUAUAUUUUUUCUUCUUUUCCCCCUAUCUGCUUAUUCUCGAUUCCUCAGUUGCGGUAUGUGAAAUUAGAGCAUUGUUAGGUGUUGGGAGCGGAUUUGUUUGGGUUGAAUACAACCACAGCAUGAUCUAUAGCUUAGAAUAUUGAAUCACACUUGCAUGUACGACGCCUCAGGGG